Messenger RNA from Laetiporus sulphureus 93-53, 2633 nucleotides. RefSeq names its product ATP-dependent metallopeptidase Hfl. The record is from RefSeq and is a predicted model, not a curated record. Gene Ontology annotation, biological process: protein-containing complex assembly; mitochondrial protein processing. Bases 72 to 2438 code for a protein of 788 amino acids. Gene Ontology annotation, cellular component: membrane; m-AAA complex. Gene Ontology annotation, molecular function: ATP hydrolysis activity; metalloendopeptidase activity; zinc ion binding. Lineage: Eukaryota; Fungi; Basidiomycota; Agaricomycetes; Polyporales; Laetiporaceae. The transcript has 4 exons.
GAACGGGGUCAUUGCGUGUUGCGACGGCGAGCGCGUUCUCCACAGCUCUCUCCCUUUCCCAUCUCUCUUCGAUGCUCGGCCGUUCUCUACGUUCAGUGGCCUUGGGAAGACGGCGCAUCUUAGCUCCCAUCGUGCGCGUACAUUUCGCUCGAACUUUCGCUACUCCUUCCGACAACAAUCCGACGCCAGAGAACAAGCCAAAUGACGCGAACAAGCCUAGAGAGAAGGGAGAAGUGGAGGAUAAGGAGAAGUCAUCGAAUGAUGGUCUGAAGGGCUCCGAGAAGAAGCAGGAGUCGUUGAAGGGCCUCGAGGGCUUUUUCCAACGGUAUCACCAGCAGAAGAAGCAUCAGGAAGGCCAGGAGGAUGAGGAGCCUCAUCGCGAUGAGAAGGAGUCUCAACGGCAGAAGCUUCCCCCUCCACCAUCCGAGAAUAAUGGCUUUAAUGCCAACCAGCUUGCCCUACUUGCUACCACUGCUGCAAUAUUAUGGGCCCUCUCGAGUUCUUCCACGUCCGGUUCUCGCGAGAUCACCUGGCAGGAAUUCCGCACCGCAUUCCUCGACAAAGGUCUCGUGGACAAGCUCAUUGUCGUUAAUAGAAGCAAAGUGAAGGUCAAGCUGCAUUCGAAUGCUACGGGUACAAUGUACCCGAACACACCUCUCGGCGGCGGAGAUUACUACUUCUCGAUCGGCUCCGUUGAGGCUUUCGAGCGCAAGCUCGAUGAGGCACAGAAGGAGCUCGGAAUCCCUUCAAUCGAGCGUAUACCCGUUGCCUACCACGAUGAAGUCUCCGCCUUCAGUUAUUUGCUGAACUUUGGACCUACACUACUGUUUGCAGGUCUGCUCUUCUAUCUAUCACGGAGAGCAGGGGGAUCCGCCAGCUCGUCAGGAGGCAUCUUCAGCAUUGGGAAGAGUCGCGCCAAGCUGUUCAAUAAGGACACGGACGUCAAGGUCAAGUUCAAGGACGUGGCAGGCAUGGAUGAGGCCAAACAGGAGAUCAUGGAGUUUGUCUCCUUCCUUAAGGAGCCUCAGCGGUACGAGAAACUUGGAGCUAAGAUCCCGCGCGGUGCGAUCUUGUCAGGCCCUCCAGGUACUGGUAAGACCUUGCUAGCCAAGGCCACCGCUGGAGAGGCCAAUGUGCCUUUCUUUUCCGUCUCCGGCUCUGAAUUCGUCGAGAUGUUCGUCGGGGUUGGAUCUUCUCGAGUCCGCGAUCUCUUCGCGUCAGCAAAGAAGAACGCGCCGUCGAUCAUCUUCAUUGACGAAAUCGACGCGAUCGGCAAAGCUCGAGGCAAGCGCGGUGGCUUCGGCGGGAACGAUGAGCGGGAGAACACGCUCAAUCAACUUUUGGUCGAGAUGGAUGGGUUCGGUACACAGGAGCAUGUCGUCGUACUCGCUGGUACGAACAGACCUGAUGUUCUUGACCCUGCGUUGAUGCGUCCCGGUCGUUUCGACCGGCACAUCACCAUUGAUCGUCCUGACGUCGGAGGUCGCAAGGGCAUCUUCCUGGUGCACUUGAAGCCUCUCAAGCUCUCCCCCAGCCUCCCUGAGACGGAGUCAUUUGCACACAAACUUGCCGUGCUUACACCAGGCUUUUCGGGCGCAGACAUAGCAAACGUCUGCAAUGAGGCUGCACUGCACGCUGCUCGGAAUGGUCACGAAUCGAUCCAAGAGUCCGAUUUCGAGAGCGCAAUCGAACGCGUGAUCGUUGGACUGGAAAGAAAGAGCAGAAUUCUCAGUCCAGAGGAGAAGAAGACGGUCGCAUACCACGAGGCUGGUCAUGCUAUCUGCGGCUGGUUUUUGGAACACGCAGACCCUCUGCUCAAGGUCAGUAUCAUUCCUCGAGGAGUUGGCGCGUUGGGAUAUGCGCAGUACCUGCCGCCUGACCGUUAUCUCUUGUCAACGCCGCAAAUGCUGGACCGGAUAUGCAUGACGCUCGGUGGCCGUGUUUCUGAAGAAAUAUUCUUCGGCGCUGAGAACAUCACGACGGGUGCGCAGGAUGAUCUGCAGAAGAUCACUCGCAUGGCAUUCGAAGCUGUUGCAAACUACGGCAUGAACGAGGUCGUCGGGCCCGUCAGUUAUGGCGGUGCGAAAGCAGCCGAUGAGAGCUUGCAGAAGCCAUUCAGUGAGAAGACGGGCGAGAUGCUUGAUGGGGAAGUGCGGAAGAUGAUUGUCAAUGCACAUCAACGAACCACGGACCUCCUUACCAAACAUAAGGAAGACGUUGAGAAGAUUGCCAAGUUGCUCCUUGAGAGGGAGGUGAUCACUCGUGAAGAUAUGAUCAAUAUUCUUGGUCCCCGACCAUUCGCAAACCGCAAGGAUGCAAUGGACAAGUGGUUGGACGAGAACAGGAACCAAGAGCGCAGUGCACCACCGCCCCUCGAGACGCCAUCUGAAGGCACAACUGCGCCGGCUGCGACACGAGUGGACGAGCCCAGACUGUGAUCUGUUAUCAUGCUAGCUGUACGAUUCUUCUUUCGUUUUCCAUAGUCUAGUAAAUGGUUAAAGUUGGGAAAUGUUUGUUCACGUCGGACUCGGCGGACAUCGAUUGUAUCAAAGACAUCUGUAUCUAUCGUAAUGCUUGAAAGCCCUACUCAUGAACGGAAUCAUCGUAUUUGGAUUUCGGGCUAUAUCGGGAGC